Messenger RNA from Camellia sinensis, 1180 nucleotides. Its product is annotated as myb-related protein 315. NCBI's taxonomy places the organism in Eukaryota, Viridiplantae, Streptophyta, Magnoliopsida, Ericales, Theaceae. The record is from RefSeq and is a predicted model, not a curated record.
GUCAAGGAUUCACGCCUGUUUCUCUGUAUUUUCCUCUACUACUACUUUUCUCUAGAAAAUUCAUGUAUAGUUUAACAAUGGUGAUGAAUAUUGAGACUAUUAUUCUAGUAUUUGAUGAGUUUGAUGCUUUCUUAAUCAAUCAUGAUUGGUUUAUAAAUAAUAUUUCUUUCAUCUGUGUAUGAUCUGGCAGAAUCUUUGCUUUCAUUUAUAAGUGCCAUUUCAAUUUGCAGAACUUUCACUAAUCUUCACUUGCUAUAAUUUGUGUUAUCUAGUCGCGAAAACACAAAUUCUCGCUUUGAUGGGAAGACAGCCUUGCUGCGAUAAGAUUGGAUUGAGGCGCGGUCCAUGGAGCAUUGAGGAGGAUCAUAAGCUUAUGAACUUCAUUUUGAACAAUGGCAUACAAUGCUGGCGACUUGUUCCAAAACUUGCAGGUUUGUUCAGAUGUGGAAAGAGUUGUAGGCUAAGAUGGAUUAAUUAUCUGAGGCCGGAUCUUAAGAGAGGGGCAUUAACAGCAGCAGAAGAAGACAUGAUUAUUCAACUUCAUUCCCACUAUGGUAAUAGGUGGUCCAAGAUUGCUUCACAUUUUCCAGGCCGGACAGACAAUGAAAUCAAGAACCACUGGAAUACCCGGAUCAAGAAAAGACUAAAGCUUCUUGGUUUAGACCCCACCACCCACAAGCCUAUCGAACAACCUGAAAUGUUUACCACAAAGGAAUUAGAUUGCGGAGUUCCUUCGUCUUUUGAACAACACCAAAUGUUUACCACAAAAGACAAAGUAAUUCUGCAAUCUAAUUCCUUCUGGAACCAAGCCAACAACAACCUAGAGCUCGACUUGCACGAUAGUCUAUGCUCAAAAGGGACAUCAAUGGCGAUCUCCGCAACACAACCUUCUAAUGCAUCUGCGAGUGUGAGUGAACCAGUUCAUGAGGACUUUCUUCAACAAUGGAUUGAUAACCCCAACAGUAUGCUUUCAUGGGAUGGUUUUAAUAAUCUAGAAGAGAUUUUCCUAUGAGAAUGUCUCCAAAUUUGAUAGUUGUACACUUUUUUUUUUCUUUUUUCUUUUUUUCACUUGCCUCCGUAUAUAUAGGUCCCGUUUGUUUUUAGAGGCAGAAUGAAGAGAAUUAGUAAUAAAAAAAUUAAUAAUGAGGGGAUUGAUAAUGAGGAAUUAAAUAAAAUUGUG